Trametes versicolor FP-101664 SS1 is the source of this 3393-nucleotide messenger RNA. RefSeq names its product DNA/RNA polymerase. Gene Ontology annotation, cellular component: mitochondrial DNA-directed RNA polymerase complex. The transcript is spliced from 7 exons. NCBI's taxonomy places the organism in Eukaryota, Fungi, Basidiomycota, Agaricomycetes, Polyporales, Polyporaceae. Gene Ontology annotation, biological process: mitochondrial transcription. The coding region runs from base 1 to 3393 and encodes 1130 amino acids. Gene Ontology annotation, molecular function: mitochondrial promoter sequence-specific DNA binding; DNA-directed RNA polymerase activity. The record is from RefSeq and is a predicted model, not a curated record.
AUGGAGGCCGGACGGGAGGGAGUGCAGCCGACCGCGAACACCUACGCCAUUAUGCUUCGUAUGUGGCUUCGGUUUAACCCUGACUCGGAAUCCCCAGUCCAGAUCAGUGCCGCGGAGAUGCACGACCCCAUGUCCCUCCUGCGUCAUAUGUUACGCGGCUCGGUCGCGCCGGCGUUGGUCGUCGCUGACCGUGCUUUCACGACCAGUGAAGAAGCGACGGAGGCGAUCAAGGCUCUCUCUCGGGCCGCGGUGGAGAUGGGGCUCUCGAGCGUCGUCAAUGAGCUCGGUUUGGCGGACUCUCUUGGUCGCCAGGUAGACGACCCGCUAGAGGAUGUACCGGAAGCCAUCCCUGUAAUGAAGACCAAGAGAAACGAGGAUGGGACCGUGUCGCAGUUCACGACCGACCAGCCCGCACCGCGCCUCGACGGCGACAUCCCGUUCAAUCUGGAGACUCUUCGCCGGCAUCUCGGUCAAGUGAUCCUCGCGCGUCGUGUGCUCUCCGAGGACCUCGUUCUUCGUCAGCGCCUACUAGAGCAGUCGGUAUAUAACGUUGCGGUGGAGCGCUUCAGACAUCAGGCGGAGCUGUUUGACCAGCUUGGCUUGCCCAACAAGAGUCUGCACUCCACUGACCUCAGGACCUGGAUGUGGCAUUGGCAUGUCAAGCUGCAAGCACGUAUUGAAGCCGAACUCGCUAACCUGGAGAUCGAAGAGCGUGUCAUCGCCCGCCUCCGGAGGAAGGGCAGCAAGGAGGAUCCGCAGCUCAGCCCGUUCCUUAAGCUACUCAAGCCCGAGAAGCUGUCGCUCAUCACUGUCCUCGAACUGAUGCAUCUGCACGGUUCCGGAGGUGUGCAAGACGGGAUGAAGACGGCGCGUGCCCUCCUUGCUGUGGGUCGGGCUGUCGAGGGCGAGCACAAAGCGGAGAUGUGCAAGAAGAACAACAUCUCGGUCCCGAACGCCAACCCUGCCCGCUCGGGCGACCAGAACGUCUUUACGAACCUCGGCUAUCGUGACUUGCACGCACGUCGCGUAACUGCGCGGAAGUACAUGGAAGACUCCGAGGAAUGGACCUCGGAUUGGUCGCAACUUGUUCGAGUGAAGAUCGGCAGCUUCCUCGUCGACUGCCUCAUGGACGUCGCCACUGUCCAGCGAUCGAUCAAGGACCCUCGAACGGGAGAGAAACUCACCGAGGAGCAACCUGCCUUUUUCCAUUCGUACGAGUACCAGCGCGGUCACAAGCUGGGCGUUAUCAAGUUCAACCCCGCUGUCGCGGAACGAAUGUCUAAGGAUCCUAUCGCGGAGACCCUGCACCCUCGGCAUCUGCCCAUGCUCGUUAAGCCCAAACCGUGGCUUAGCUACAAUAACGGCGGCUACCUCUACAGCCGUACUUGGGCGAUGCGUUUCAAGGAGUCGCGCGAGCAGGAGCUUUACCUGCGCCAUGCGUCCGACGCUGGCCGUCUAGAGCUCGUGUUCGCUGGCUUGGACGUGCUUAGUAGCACUCCUUGGCGGAUCAAUCGCACUGUUUUCGACGUGGUUCUCAAGGUAUGGAACUCAGGCGAACGGUUCGCCAAGAUUCCGCCCGCUGUACCCGACGAGCCCGAGCCCGAACGUCCGCCAAAUAUGGAUUUCGACAACAAGGCCAAGAUGGUGUACCUGGAACGCCAGAAGUCGUGGAUGCAGACCAAAGCGUCGAACCACUCCGAUCGAUGCAGUAUCAACUACAAGGUUGAAAUUGCGCGCGCUUUCCUUGGUGACACCAUCUACCUUCCGCAUAAUGUCGACUUCCGUGGUCGCGCAUACCCAAUCCCUCCGCACUUGAGCCACAUCGGCGAUGACCUGUCGCGAGGCUUGUUGCUCUUCGGCGAGGCAAAGCCACUUGGAGCCCGCGGCCUGCGGUGGUUGAAGAUCCACUUGGCGAACUUAGCUGGGUACGACAAGGCGAGCUUCGACGAGCGCGUAGAGUUCGUGCACGAACAUCUGGACGACAUCUACGACAGUGCAGAACGCCCGCUCGAGGGCGGCAGGUGGUGGACGAAGGCGGACGACCCUUGGCAGUGUCUUGCGACGUGCAUAGAGCUCAAGGCUGCGCUCACCUCGCCCGACCCAGAGGCUUACGAGUGCGCGCUCCCGGUGCAUCAGGAUGGAACAUGUAACGGUCUGCAGCACUACGCGGCACUGGGCGGUGACGCCGUAGGUGCCGCACAGGUCAACUUGGCGGCAGCGGACAGGCCGUCCGACGUGUACACGUACGUCGCGAAGAUGGUCGAGGACCAGAUCCAGCGUGACUUGAAGGAAGAUCACCCCUUCGCCAAGCUCCUCGCUGGCAAGAUCUCGCGUAAGGUUGUGAAGCAGACGGUCAUGACGACGGUUUACGGCGUCACGUUCGUCGGUGCUCGCGACCAGAUCGAACGUCAGCUCAAGGACCGUGGGGACGUCCCCAUAGAGCAGUGCUGGCUCGCCGCCUCCUACCUCGCCAAGAAAGUCCUUGCGUCCAUCGGUGACCUGUUCAAGGGCGCGAAGGAGAUCCAGACAUGGCUGAACACGUGCGCUCGCCUGGUCGCGAAGGCGAUCCCGCAGGACCGUCUGGUGCAAUCGAUGACCGAGCCUCCCCCGAAGGCGAAACGCAGCAACCAGCCGCGGUGGAAGAAGGAGCAGAUGACCUCUGUGGUGUGGACGACGCCGCUUGGCCUGCCGAUCGUGCAGCCCUACCGCUCCAUCAAGCGCAAGCAGGUCAUGACAGCCCUCCAGACGGUGUUCAUCUCGGACCCGAACAUCCCGUCCACGGUCAACGCCCAGAAGCAGGCCUCGGCGUUCCCGCCGAACUUCAUUCACAGUCUCGACGCGACGCACAUGAUGCUGACCGCUCUCGAGUGCCGCUCUCAAGGAUUGACCUUCGCGUCCGUGCACGACUCGUACUGGACGCACGCGGGUAGUAUCGACCAGAUGAACGCCAUCAUCCGUGACACGUUCAUCGCCCUGCACUCCUCGGACGUGCUCAGCGCCCUCGCUCAAGAGUUCCGCGAGCGCUACGCGGACUACAAGGUUCCGCUGGUGUCGCUCCAGGGGCCCGCUAUGAAGAAGCUCAAUCUCGAGGGCGCAGCCGCGCCUGAGGACAUCCAGGCGCUCAAGGAGAUCGUGACCGAUGAGGUGGAGAAGCCUGAGGAGGAAGAGGCGUCUCUCGUUCUGGAUGCCGAGGAUGACCUAGAGCUCGAGGAGGUUGAGGAGGAGGUGAAGCCGAAGAAGCGCAAGCCGAAGAAGUCGGCGAAGUCGAAGGAGGACGUUGAGCAGCACCUCGCGGGCAAGUUCGUGAACCUGGUCGACAUCCUGCCCGCCCUUCCUGAGAAGGGCAAGUUUGACGUCAAGGCGAUCAAGGAGUCGCAGUAUUUUUUCUCGUAG